CUCCGCCAGUUUGUUUCCUCUGCUUCGUAUCACACAGUAUAGCAGGCUAAGUCAGGACUCGGCCCCCAUACUGCUCCCUCCCCCCUUAUAAGCCCAUUCCUUCUGGAAAGGAACCGUUUUCCAGUUACUUAAUACUUUUCUUCUCAAUCUUUUGUUUCGGAAACCUGUUGGGCCCUAUCCUUCUUUUACAGUCAGCCCGCGGAUUCGCCGAUUUUUGCGAGAGUGAGCAUCAUGCAGCUCCUCCAGUCCCUCUUUUUCGCUCUCUUUUUCAGCUACGGCGUCCUUUCUUUACCACAUGGCUCGGGUGCGCAGCACAAGGCACGGUCUUUCAAGGUGGAACGAGUUCGUCGAGGAACCGGUGCUCUGCAUGGCCCCUCGGCUCUCCGCAAAGCAUACCGGAAGUAUGGCAUCGUUCCCACCAACCUCGGCAUUGACCUGGUAGACUUCGAGCCCAUUACCACCACGCACACUGCUGUUGCCGCCAGCGACGUCUCGGAGCCUGACCAGACUGGCGCAGUCAGUGCUACUUCGGUGGAGGACGAUGCUGAGUUUGUUUCGCCCGUCAUCAUCGGUGGCCAGAAGGUCGUCAUGACUUUCGACACCGGCUCGUCGGACUUUUGGGUGCUGGAUACACGCCUCAAUGAAACUUUGCCCGGCCAUACCGAAUACAACCCCUCCAACUCUUCGACCUUCCAGGAGAUGGACGGAUACAGCUUCAAUGUCUCGUAUGGCGACUCCUCGUAUGCCGCUGGGCCCGUCGGAAAGGAUACUGUCAACAUCGGCGGCGCAAUUGUCAAGGACCAGGCGUUUGGUAUUCCCACCGAAGUUUCUGAAUCGUUCAUCGAGGACACCAACUCCAACGGUCUGGUCGGCAUGGGCUUCUCUUCCAUCAACACCAUCCAGCCUGAGGCGCAAAACACGUUCUUCGCCAAUGUCGCCCCCAGCUUGGACGUGCCCGUCAUGACUGCGUCCCUCAAGAGCGACGGGGUGGGCGAAUACGAGUUCGGUGUGAUCGACAAGAGCAAGUACCAGGGCGAUAUUGCCAAUGUUAGCGUGGACUCCUCGAACGGAUACUGGCAGUUCUCUACCCCCCAAUAUCGCGUUGCCGACGGAGACUUGAAGCCAAUUGAGAAAGUGAACACUUCGAUCGCGGACACUGGCACUUCCCUUAUGCUGCUGAACGAGGAUAUUGUUACUGCCUACUAUGCGCAAGUCCCCAACUCGACCUACGUGGACAGUGUCGGUGGCUACAUCUACCCCUGCAACACCAGUCUCCCGAGUUUCUCGAUUGCCAUCGGCGAGUCGAGCCUGGCCACUGUUCCCGGCAACCUGAUCAACUUCUCAAAGGUUGGUACCAACACCACCACCGGACAGGCCUUGUGCUAUGGCGGCAUCCAAUCGAACGGCGGCACCUCGCUGCAGAUCCUGGGCGAUAUUUUCCUGAAGGCCUUCUUUGUCGUCUUCGACAUGCGCGGCCCCUCUCUCGGUGUUGCGGCUCCCAAAUGAUCUUCUCCCAUGUACUUUCAUUCGCCUGUAAUAAUAUCUUCUGAAGUUACUACCUCCCGAUGGAUGUGCACGUGCAUCGGUUUGCCUUGGGUCUGAGAGUCAAGGCGGGAUCACGUGGCUGUAGUUAGAACCAAUAUCAGUCAGAAAUAAUCUGCCUCUGUGGAAGGCGAUAUUAAC
Aspergillus ibericus CBS 121593 is the source of this 1683-nucleotide messenger RNA. RefSeq names its product pepsin-like aspartic protease. Bases 232 to 1506 code for a protein of 424 amino acids. The record is from RefSeq and is a predicted model, not a curated record. NCBI's taxonomy places the organism in Eukaryota, Fungi, Ascomycota, Eurotiomycetes, Eurotiales, Aspergillaceae. Gene Ontology annotation, biological process: proteolysis. Gene Ontology annotation, molecular function: aspartic-type endopeptidase activity. The transcript is spliced from 3 exons.